UUGGGAUUUGUCAUUUCAAUGGUUUGCGUCAUACUAGUCCUGAUUGUACUGCAACGGAAUAUGGCACACCACCCAUCAGAACAAUCAAGAAAUCCAAAAGACGAUGAAAAAGAUGAAACCGGCGGUCCUACUGCAACUGUACACCCCGGAACACAAUACAUCUACGUGUUUGCCAGUUUGCUUUCGCAAGGUGGCCAUGGCACAUCGAAUCGCCUACCGUAUCGCCUUGUCGCUGGCGUUUGGUGUUUAGCCGCUUUCGUUUUCGUUCAAGCCUACACAUCGACUCUCUUCACUUACGUGGUGACUCCAGUCAACCCUCCGCUAGUCAAAUCCGUUUACGACUUGGCCGACAAAGAGGAUGUUAACGUCCUCGUCCGGAAGGAAGGAAUCAUAGAUAUUUUGGUUUCGGCAAGUGCCUGAAAAUAAUUUCUUCUUCCCACAAAUUCCUGAAUUUCAUUCGAUUCAAUUUAUUAAUAGAAGAAAAACAAAUCAGACUUGCUGUACUCAAUUUUAUGGGACAAAAUCAACUCUUUCUCGCAAUCCCGAUGCAACCUCGUGUCCGACUGCAUGAGUCUGUUAAAACCAGGAUCGAAAAACAUUUUGGUGGACGCAUCGGCUUACCUAAGGGACGCGAUCAGACAAGACUUCAAACAGACGGGGAAAUGCAACUUGCAACUGGCGAGAGAUGGCUUCUCAAAUGCAAUUAUUUCAUUUGCUCUACAGAAAAACAGCAAAUACACCAAGACUGUUGGUCAAGGGAUGUUGGAGCUCAUGCAAACUGCCAUUAUCGACUACUGGGACUUGUGGUUCCGACCGAUGCCACUUCAAUGUCUGGACAACAUCAAAAGCGUUUACAAACCACAAAACAGCAAAACCCUGAAGAUGAAAAAUCGUCCGCCUGCACUGACCCUCAAGAACUUGACCGGGGCUUUUAUUGUCCUUUUGCUUGGAUUCAGUCUAUCCUUUUUGGCUUUCCUGUGCGAACAGAUAAUUUCGAUCCUUAUCCGCCGCAGUCGUCAAUUGCAAAAAUCCCGCAGUAAUACAGGAAAUUCGCAGAACCAAAGAGAGCCCAUAGUCAAAAUGGAGAACGAGAGUCAACAUGAAAAAUGAUUGGCCAAAAAUCACCACAAAGGAGUGGGCACAGUCAACAGUAAAGGCGAGUUUGGAAAUCAAUCGAUAUUAAUUAAUCAAAAUAUGGGCGGUUGCGAAGACGGCAACAUAACGGUUGAGAUCCAAACCGAGUAUAUUUGGAAUCAUAAAAUUGUAAUACUCUUUCGGUUUUGUAGCGAAAAUUUUAGCAAUCCAUGUUCUCUUUGAUCCUCACUUACGAUCCUACUUUUGCUGUACAGUGUUCAUUUAAUAUUAAUCAAUAAGUAAACCGGAAAAAUAGAUUGGUUUACAAAAAUCAAUGUAGCCAAAUAAAUGAAGAAAAAAAAAACAAUUCUUGGGACGCAUUGAAAGUACAGGUGCAAAACUACUGUACCGCAGUAAUGCUACAUUCUCCGCACAAAUAUUUCCUAGCGUAGUCGACGAGAUCAAAUACGAAACGAAAUACACCACAAAAGACAACUCAUAAUAGUUG
Messenger RNA from Daphnia pulex (common water flea), 1582 nucleotides. RefSeq names its product ionotropic receptor 93a-like. The record is from RefSeq and is a predicted model, not a curated record. Lineage: Eukaryota; Metazoa; Arthropoda; Branchiopoda; Diplostraca; Daphniidae. The transcript is spliced from 4 exons. Bases 568 to 1110 code for a protein of 180 amino acids.